Molecule: messenger RNA, 1343 nt
Organism: Suricata suricatta (meerkat)
Lineage: Eukaryota; Metazoa; Chordata; Mammalia; Carnivora; Herpestidae
Gene: PHYH
Product: phytanoyl-CoA 2-hydroxylase
Exons: 9
Coding region: 73-1089 (338 amino acids)
Biological process (GO): fatty acid alpha-oxidation
Molecular function (GO): phytanoyl-CoA dioxygenase activity
Source: RefSeq, a predicted model, not a curated record
GUCGCCUCCGCUGGGCGCUGGGCCCGCCGCCCAGAGACGAGGCCGAGGCCAGGCUCGCUGGUCGCCGGGGCCAUGGAGCAGACCCGCGCGGCCGCCCGCCUGCGCACCGUGCUGGGACACCUCGGCCGACCCUCCGCCGGGGCCGCCAUAGCUCACCCCACCUCAGGAGCUGUUUCUCCUACCACUUCCCAUCCUCCACAAUUCCAGUAUACUCUGGAUAAUGAUGUUCUAAGCCUAGAACAGAGAAAAUUUUAUGAAGAAAAUGGGUUUCUCGUCAUUAAAAAUUUGGUCUCUGAUGCUGAUAUUACACGCUUUAGGAACCAGUUUGAAAGGAUCUGCAAAGAAAACGUGAAACCCCAGUGGAUGACAAUAAUGAGAGAUGUAGCCCUUGAAAAAUCAAAGUUUAUUCCAAGUGAAGAGUCGGUCACAAAAAUCCAGAAUUUCCAUGGGGAUGAAGAGCUUUUCAGAUACUGCACGCUCCCUGAGAUUUUGAAGUAUGUGGAGUGCUUCACUGGACCCAAUAUUAUGGCCGUGCAUACAAUGCUGAUAAACAAACCUCCAGAUUCUGGCAAAAAGACAACCCGUCACCCUUUGCACCAAGAUCUACACUAUUUCCCCUUCAGACCUGGUAAUAAGAUUGUUGCUGCAUGGACGGCCAUGGAGAAGGUGACCCGGGACAAUGGCUGCCUGUCUGUGCUCCCAGGCACACACAAAGGCAACCUGAAGCCACACGAUUAUCCCCAGUGGGAGGGGGGAGUUAACAUAAUGUACUAUGGGAUCCAAGACUAUGAUGAAAACAGUCCCCGAGUUCACCUUGAGAUGGAGAAGGGAGACACUGUUUUCUUUCAUCCUUUGCUCAUACAUGGAUCUGGUUUGAACAAAACUAAAGGGUACCGGAAGGUAAUUUCCUGCCAUUUCGCCAGUGCCGACUGCCACUACAUUGAUGUGAAAGGCACCAAUCAGGAAAAGUUUGAGAAGGAUCUCACACGCAUAAUGCAUAAAAAAUUAGGAAUUCCAGAAGAUAUCAGCCUGAAGGAUCUGUAUAAAUUCCACGUACAGCUGGUGAAAGGAGAGAGAACCAACCUUUGAAAUAGCCCUUUGCUAGAGCUCUUUGUGAGAAAAGCAAAAUUAAUCAAGGUGCCUAAGGAAAAUGUUUUACUAUGAGCUAUUGUAAUCUUUUCCAUUACUUGUUAACAAAAUCGCAUCAGGUACUUCGAGGCACAUGACUGAUCCUGCACACAGUGGUGUUGCUUUGAUGGAUGAAUGAACAGUAACAGGGACAUACUGCUGUUUUAAGGGGCACUAACUUAGGGUUGCAACUAAUAAAGGUGAUUGAUGCCUAA